AAGAGAGCAGUGGAGAAGAGAGAGAGAGAGAGCUCUUAGCGCCUCACACACGCCGGAUCGGUCUGGGCAGGAGCUGGAGUGAAGUGCUGAGCGUCUCUCUGAGAAUGCGGACAGCGCCCGUGUGAGUCCGGAGCAGUGGCUGCUGGGAUGGAUGGGGCUCGGGGGUCUCAGGGGGAGAUGCUGUCCCAGCUGCUGCAGCAUGGCCACAGCAGCAGUGCCCUAAAGGACGUCAACGUCGUAGCAAUGCUGCAUUACUUCUGGGAGCAGAAACAAGCACACAGAGGCAUUGUCCAAUCAGACAGCUUGGUGGUGUAUGAGUCCGCCCCCUCCCCCAGCCCCCCCUACAUCUGCUACGUCACCCUGCCUGGAGGCAGCUGCUUUGGAAACUUCCAGUGCUGUUUCACCAAGGCGGAGGCCAGGCGGGACGCGGCCCGGAUCGCGCUGAUGAACUCGCUCUUCAACGAGCUCCCGACCCGACAGAUCACCCCUGAGUUCAUCUCACACAGCCUGGAGGAGGCAGCGGCCACGGCGAGUGGCUGCAUAAGCGACGCCUCGGAUCCAAGCACAAGCAUAGGUGCCUACUGCCUUAUGUUGGAAUCCAACCUAGGAAAAACCAUGCUGGAGUUUCAGGAGAUAAUGACCGUGUUCCAGCUUCUGCACUGGAAUGGAACGCUGAAGGUCUUUCGAGAAAGAAAGUGUUCUCGCCAGGAAGUGAUCUCGUACUACUCCCAGCAUGCUCUGGACGAGUACACGCGGAGCCACAUGGCGCUGGACUGGCUGGUGCGGGAGCGGCAGGGCCCGGGAUCGAUCUCCCAGGAGCUGCAGCUGGCCCUGAGGGAGCUGGGGGAGGCACGGAGGAGCGGGAGGGAGCUGCGCUUCUACAAGGAGAAGAAGGAGAUCCUGAGCCUGGCGCUCUGCCAGGCCUACAGCCAGGAGCAAGAGGGGGGAGCGCAGGAGGCGCGGUGGGCCGAGUCAGACCGUGAUUACACCGACACUGACCAUGUUUAUAAUGAGACUGACCACGUUGACACCGACACUGACCACGUUUACAAUGAGACUGACCACGAUGACAUUUACGCUGAGACUGACCACGCCCAUGUUUACGCCGAAACAGACCACGCCCAGGAUGAAGGACAGAACUUGAGUGAGGACCAACCGGUCGAGCUGGAUGCCAGCCUUGUUUACAGCCAUGACAAAAACCAGAGAUCAAGAGAGAGUUAGUACUGCUAUUCACACCACAGACAUACUCCCGUAAAGUCUAACUAACAUAGAUGAGGCCAUCCCAUACAAAACCUUGAACUGACUGGCUUUUCCACGAUCACAGUUUUGUCUGCAUUCAGGUCGCCCCUCUCAACUCACAUUCUUAAAGUGCUUUACUCUGAAGGGGGAGUGGCUUGCUUUAACCACCGUCAAUGUAUAGCCUACUCCAGCAUGAUGGAGCCAGUUUAACCAGAAUGCUCAUUAUCAGCUGAAGUGAAGUGGCAGAGGCUCAUUUAGCCACUAAUACUGAGGGAUGUUUCACAGCUGGAUAUACAUAACUAUUUUCCCAUCCAGCAGUGUCCAGGGUUAGCCAGCCAUAUGUAUGUGCUCCUGUUCAGCAGAGGAAUGCAGUGUCUCAGUCAAAAUACAGCAUGUACUACAGCAUUAUGGGCAAAGAACACUUCAUAAAUCACUUUUGGAUUUCUCUCCAACUGCUAAAUAGUUUCUAAUCCUACUCCAAAGAGAUCCUGCAUUAGGCACUGCCCACACUGGUAUUUCCCAAAUAAACUGUCCAAGUCCUGCCAUGUUGGCAUUCGUAUUUCCACAAUAUACAGAAACAUACCACCUUUCGUCUAUCUUGAUCACACCUACAUAUUGUCAUCUGUAAUAUAAACAUUUUUGAAAGACAAUAUUUUGUUAGAACAAUCAAUGGGCUGCAAAGAAUCUACACUGCUGUUCCUCUGAACACUUUUUUUUUUCUUUUUUUUUUACUGAAUCUCAAAGGGAAGGUGUAAAUGGAGUGUUAACAUUUUUGUCUAUAUUUGUAAAUAAAGCUUUAUAGUGUGUGUCUUUUUGAAUACAGUAUGUCAUUGUCAUAAAAUAAAUAUACCCACAGAUAA
Conger conger (European conger) is the source of this 2099-nucleotide messenger RNA. It is a transcript of the gene lix1, whose product is annotated as limb and CNS expressed 1. Lineage: Eukaryota; Metazoa; Chordata; Actinopteri; Anguilliformes; Congridae. Gene Ontology annotation, cellular component: cytoplasm. Gene Ontology annotation, biological process: autophagosome maturation. The transcript has 6 exons. The record is from RefSeq and is a predicted model, not a curated record. Bases 148 to 1221 code for a protein of 357 amino acids.